CCCUCAGAAAUUUACUUUUAAAAUCAUAUCUUAGGCAUGUUGCAGAGCCUCUCGCGUGGAUUUCGCUCCCUAGGGCGCUGUGGCAGCCGGAUGGCCUCCACCCUGCCCACAAAUCAGGCGCAGCCGGGCGAGGAGGUGGAGGUCAGUGCGACGGUGAAGAGGAUUCGCGCGGAAUUGGCCGCGGACAAGCAGAAACUUAAGUGGCGGACUCCCAUUGGCGACCGACCGGAGGAUUGGAGCAGCAAGCUAAAGCUGUUCGCCAACGCCGAGCAGACCUCCGAUUUCAUUGUGAUGAUGCAGAAGCCCAUCGAUCUGAGUCCCAGGAACCUAAGGCAGUGGUGGGACAAUCGGGAGGAGCGGAUCGAGCGGCACAUGCAGCAGUUUGUCCCGGAAAGGCAUAAGAUUCUGGGCGCCGAACUGGCUGCGGCACAUUUCAUCCUCUACCGCGGUGGAGCCGCCAAGUUCCUCAACGAUUCCCGCUGGCAUCGAGCCACCGAGGACGGUGAAUUCAACCUGCCCAAUAAGUUUGAUCCCCGCUACAAGGUGGAGGCCUUGAGGUGUGACAACAUGGUCCUCUACUACGAGGGACUGGAGAAUCUGCGCUGUCUGGAUUCCCUCAAGUUUCUGUCCUUCCACAACGUCAAAACCUUCGACGACUGGUGUCUGGACAGGAUCUCGGGUGGAGGCUUCCCGCAUCUGGAAGUGCUCGACCUUUCGGGCACAGAAAUCACCACCAAUGGACUGUCCUGUUUGUAUCGCCUGCCGCAGCUUAAGUUACUAAUCCUCGAUGAUCCCAAGGAGACUCUGGAGUUGGAAUUGGCGACGGCCAUGCUGGAGGAGUCUAUGCCGGCUCUAAAAAUUGUGGGCGCUGAUGUUAUUCACAGCCAAGUCUAACUUUGUUAAAUGCAUAUACGACAUUUAUAGGAUUUUUAAAUUAAAUUAUAUAAAAAUAUUAUCA
Messenger RNA from Drosophila biarmipes, 958 nucleotides. Its product is annotated as distal membrane-arm assembly complex protein 2. The record is from RefSeq and is a predicted model, not a curated record. NCBI's taxonomy places the organism in Eukaryota, Metazoa, Arthropoda, Insecta, Diptera, Drosophilidae. The coding region runs from base 37 to 894 and encodes 285 amino acids. The transcript has a single exon.